This is a messenger RNA of Helicoverpa zea (corn earworm), 3015 nucleotides long. RefSeq lists its product as uncharacterized. NCBI's taxonomy places the organism in Eukaryota, Metazoa, Arthropoda, Insecta, Lepidoptera, Noctuidae. The record is from RefSeq and is a predicted model, not a curated record. The transcript is spliced from 3 exons. Bases 1 to 3015 code for a protein of 1004 amino acids.
AUGAGCACAGAAGACAUCGCUGCGACCACUGUUUGUAAACAGCGGUUUAAGGGUCUUGAGAACUUCCUGAAAAGGAUUGCUUUUAACUUAGGCAACACACCAUCCCAGACUGAAGUUAAAAUAAUAUCGUGUAUACCGAUAGACGUGACAGAUUUGCAGCAAAAGAUCCUCCACCUGGAGAAGCAGCUGGAGGAAGCCCAGGGCCCGGCGGAGCCGUCAGAUAUGAGUAAAACCAGCAAGACAGGCAAACAGGCCAAGCUACCCAAGUCAAAACGCACGUCCGUGAACACAGCGAUCGUAGAGACUAAGUUCCCCAACGUGUCGACAGCAGCCAUAUCCUGCAAGUCGCUGGAUUGUGAUCGUAGUACUAGUCCAACAUGUUUACAUCACAAGAGAAAGUCUAACGUCUCGUUCAUAUUUCCAGAAUUUGAAACUAAUUUAACUUCGUCCCAUUAUCACUCAGCAUCUCGCAGUGCUGCAGAUAAGGCGAAACAUAAAGUGGAUCAUCGUCGCCCUAGCAAGAGAGAGAUGGCCGAGCCAAAACACGAACACCGACACCAUAAACAUGAUGAGAGCAAACGAAAUUUCUUUCGAAAGAAAAAAAACAUUGUAAAAAGUAAAAGAGGAAAGUCGCCCUGCGUGUACUAUGCACAGACCUUUGGUUCCCCUUUCAAUAGACCGGUCAUGGUCGAUGAAGACCAAAAGUACGACAGCAGUGACGUUUUGAGUCGAUCUUAUUUGGCUAACAUGAUUAAUAAGCAAUACAAACCGAAAGCCUUAGGAGAUGACCUCUCCUUAAUAAGCCAGUUCUCAUCGCCGGUCUGCAGAGACGUGCAGCCGCACUGUGAGGCUCCCUGUACUUACGAAUCUGACAUAUGCUCAUGUUGCCAUGGUCCAUUCCAUAACAUAGAUGAACGAAUUAACAAACUCAAUAACCCUCAGACGUACAUGCUCAAUGAGAUGAACACUGGCAAUGCAUAUUAUGAUACUAAUCAAUACGACUUAGUACCUGUAAAGGAAAAGCCAGUCAAGAUUAAGAAGGACUUAGAAAUGCCAAGAAAAAAAGACCUCAGAAAUAAUAUUGACAUGAAAUGCUGGCCGGAGAAUGUUCGCACGAAGUAUCGCUACCAAUCAUUGUGUCCUUUACCCGCAACUAAUUACUGUAAAGUUCGACCACGUAAUGAACACAACAUCAGAGACAAACCAGAUAACUAUGGAAGAAGAAUACCCGCAAGGCUCAUUAGAGCAGGUGCAAAGUUAAGAAAAGAGACAAAACGACGAAAAGAAAUUUAUAGGAGAGAGCGACCUGUAAUCAUUGAGACAUCAAAAAGUUGUUGUAUUGACUUUGGAGCUACUUACCCGAGAAAAACUUACAAGAAACCAAAACGUCAAGAGAGUUUACAACCAAUUCCGAUAUCAAAGAAAAACGCAGAAUGUUUAACUACUGCUAUAAACAACAAUGAGUGUCAAACAACGAUGAGCACCGCCGAGGUGAACAAUGCUGAUGCUAAAACAGAAGCUACUUUAAACCAAAUCAAAAGUAUUCUGCAAUCUGUUUUGGAAGAAGUUAAAAUUUCUAGUCAAACGAGAAGUCAGCUGAUACCCGAAAAGCAUAAAAAAGAUGCAGUCGUCCAAAAAGGACCAUCACAAAAUAACGUCCAAUCCAGUUUGAUAAACAGUUUUACCUACAGUCCCUAUACCAUGGCUCCUUCUGCAUACAUGGCAUCGUGCUCGCGGCAGUUAACUCCUAGCCAGUUCUAUUACCCCCAAGCGGGAAUGAAAUGUUUUCAAAACUUUCCCCUUUUCAUACAAACCCCAGGUCGACAUAUGUGCGCUAGUUGCUUUCGGAAUAGUUCUCACGUCAAAUCUUCACACUUCAAACAAGCAACAACGACUGCUACCAACACUGAUGACGUAAAAGAAAACCACAGUAAGGAAACUGAAAAAUUAAUCAAAGAAAUAUAUAAGUCUAUGGCGCUAACCGUGGACUUGCCGAAUAAAGAUACUUCGCUAAGCGAAUAUGACGAAAUGACAAAAUCUUUUAAUGGCUUUACUACACCAGUAAUCUUAAAAACGGAGCCAAAAAAGCCAGUCAAAAAAAUAAGGAACGUGGUUCAGGCGGUAUCGGAGUUAUUUAUGAAGAAAGACAUGGUGGACACGUCAGAUACACUAAACACAACGCUCGAAAGCAAAUUGCCUUCAAAUGAAACAAGCACGCGAUCACAACUGAUUGCCACUACUGAUACCGAACAGAGGAUAAGAAAAGAUCGCCAAGAUAGAUAUAUACGUAAUAAAAACUUGCAGCCUCUAACGGUUCACGAGGAAAACAGAACGUUUCGUGAAGCGAUGGCAAGGAACGCUGUUACUAUCACCGAGUCCGAGACAGCGAGCAGCGAGGGCGAUACUGAUACAAUAGAAGUUAGACAAGACGUAGUAGAACCUAAACACAAAAAAGAAAAGGAAAGUCUUCUCAGCAAGAUGUUCAAAUCCGUGUUCAAGUCGAGAGAAAAGACGAAGAAGAGGGGAGAGAAAACUGAGAGCGAGGAGGAAUUAACCUCUAGCGACUCUGAUGACUACCAGACCGUGUACAGCCAGAGGAUCGAGAAGACGGUGAGGAACAGGGGGCGCCCGCAGAACAUACCCAAACGUAAGACCCAUUCCAAGAUAUCCUACAAGCAAAUGUAUCAGAGAGAGCGGAGCCCCGACAAGAAGAGGGCGCCCUACAUGGAGCAGGAGUACCGGCGCUACUGGGACGAGCACCUCAUGUUCCACGACAACCGACAGAAGUUCUCCUCCGACCGACUGUACUCCGACCAGACCACUCCUCACAAGUCUGCCUACUACCAGACUUACGAAGCGAGAAGAUCGCUCGCUCAAUCCCCAGGGACUAUGAAUAACAGUAACGAGAAUAAAUUGGAUGCUAAGUCUGCGGCCAAAGGGCUGGCGUGGUUAAAGAAACAUAAGAUGGGCGUCCAUUGCGGCGAGCAAUGGAAGAAGCUGAUACUUGAAAGUUAA